GUUCCCCAUGGCGUUUGCAGCUCCCAAACCCCGCGACGGCUCCAGGCUGCGCCUCAGCUCCUGGACCCCCCUCAACCACCGGCUCAUCAAUGACCAGGUAUUUGAAGAAAGAAGAGCCCUGCUUGGGAAAUGGUUUGACAAGUGGACAGAUGGCCAGAGGAGAAGGAUCCUGGUGGACCUGCUGGAACGCUGCUCCCUGUCCCAGCAGAAAUUCUGUGCCAAGCAGCUCCAGGCCCGAGUCCCCACCGAGGCUGUGGAUUUUACCACGAGGCUCCCUCGAGUCCUGUCCCUGUACAUCUUCUCCUUCCUGGAUCCACGGAGCCUCUGUCGAUGUGCACAGGUGAGCUGGCACUGGAAGUACCUGUCAGAGCUGGACCAGCUGUGGAUGCUGAAGUGCCUGCGUUUCGGGUGGCUCCUCAACUUCUGCCCCACGCCCUUCGAGCAGGGGGUCUGGAAAAAACACUACAUCCAGAUGGUGAGGGAGCUGCACCUCACCCGGCCCAAGACUCCUUCCAAGGACGAGUUCAUCGUUAUCGACGUGCAGCCAGUGAAGAGCAACGUCCCAGAGAGGAAACCUUCUGUGAGCAGGGGCAGGAAGGAGCUCCCUCCGUGGCGCUCCUCCGACAGGAACCCCACGGACACCAUCCGCUACAACUACCUGGACAACCAGCACCCCAUCGAGCAGGCCAGGCACGCGAGGAGGAAGGGAGGAGGGAACACCCCGGACCUGAGCAAGGAGGCGGCCGAGAGGAAGAAGAGAGCAGGAGGAGGAGGAGGAGGAUCAGCUCAGCUCCGGAAGGUGAAAUCCCUGGCAACAUUGGGAAACCUGCUUGAAACGAAAGCCUUGGAAAAGCUUUUAUUUAAUCAAGUCUAA
Messenger RNA from Melozone crissalis (California towhee), 874 nucleotides. It is a transcript of the gene FBXO16, whose product is annotated as F-box protein 16. The coding region runs from base 8 to 874 and encodes 288 amino acids. The record is from RefSeq and is a predicted model, not a curated record. NCBI's taxonomy places the organism in Eukaryota, Metazoa, Chordata, Aves, Passeriformes, Passerellidae. The transcript has 7 exons. Gene Ontology annotation, molecular function: protein binding.